This is a messenger RNA of Ceraceosorus bombacis, 2405 nucleotides long. The record is from the annotation of a GenBank genome assembly. NCBI's taxonomy places the organism in Eukaryota, Fungi, Basidiomycota, Exobasidiomycetes, Ceraceosorales, Ceraceosoraceae.
AUGGUAGCUCCGUCAGCCCUCAGAUUCAUCGGUCUAAAUGCGCUCAGACUUCUCAGCGUAUGUAUCCUCCUCCUUACCGUGGCAGCGCUGAUCGACUUGAUGGUUCUCGAUGCCAAAGCCAUCAACGAGCUAUCGCCUGAGGAGAAGAGCGACGUGGAGGAGGAUUGCAGCUACUUUGCGGGCACGAGCGUACCCACCCACGUGUGGGGUCUAUUUUGGUGCCAGCUCAACAGAACGUUCCUCAUCAUCCUAGCAUUCAUUGGUCUUGCUUCCGGUGAGCUGCGCAUGGUUACACGACAGCACAUGGAACGGAUCCGAACUGACAUGAUCUGCCACGAUAUCGUCCGUCAACAGAACUCAAUUGGGGCGGUUUAGCUGAGCGCUUCUUCAAUCACAACAUUCCAAUGCUCAGCUCAUCCUUCUCUACCAUGCCCUUGGGCGUACUCGAAAUCAUGGUGCGUGUCAUGAUGUCAAAGGCCCCUGCGUCACGCUGACUGAGUCCUCGUCCUGCGCCACUCACCUUCAUCGCCCAGAUUGGCACCUGUAUGCUCAGCUCUUUUCUCUGGAUGUUCCCCCUCGUCGUGGCGUGGAUGCUCGUUGUCAUUGGUCUGCUGAACGUCAUCCUUGGCGCGCUCUUCCGAUCGAGGGGCAAAGACCUACGCUCUGUCAUGACACGCAAGCAGAAGAAGGCGGACAUCAAAGAGGUUCGGUGGGCGUCCCCAAGCGAAAAAAGAAUAACGGUGCAAAUGCUAAGACCGAAAAACGUCCGGGAGAACGCGUGGCACGCUUUCGAAAAGCUUCGAAAGGGCAAGGACAGCACGAUUGACAGAGCUGCGGUCGGAUUAGCCAGCACAAGAAGCGGUACAUCUCACUUGCCCCUUUGGUCAGAUCCGAACAGCGCAGCGCGUGAUCCUGCUGGGGCGGCAGACAUCAAACUUGCUAGAGCCAAUUCGCGGUCAGCGCAUCCGGAUCAGGCAAGUGACUUUCCUUCUUUAGAGACCAGCGGCCAAUCGGAGCUGCUGAGACAACGAGCUCGUGAAGCGAAUGUGCGAGCCGAGCGUGAGCAAGAAGAAAGGGAAAGAAAGAUGUUUGAGCUGCGUAGAUUGAUGCAGCUCGAAGAUGAGCAGGAGUACAACGCGGAGCGCGAUUUGGAAGCUGGCAUGCGACGGCUGAGCGAAGAGUAUGAGUGGAAUGAUGAGAAGAGCAUCGCAGUGCCGCGCGUUCACCCACACGCCGACGAGUCUUCAGAUCAAGAGGACAGAGCGGCACUUGCAGCCCCAAUCUGGGCUGCUCAUCGAACUCCUGACGACGCGCGGGAAAGGAAGGAGAUAAUGCAACAAGCUGCAAAAAAGGACGCGCACGACUUCAUGCACAAGGGACGAGUGAAAGCUCGUGAGGAUUCGACCGCUUGGAAUGAAGGGGCUGGGGAUCCUUCUCGUGCAGGACCGUCUGCUCCGGCACCACGAGAGCCUCAAGUCAGCGGCAGAAGAUGGCCCAAGUCACCUGGCUUCGGUAGCAGUGCAAGGGAAUUCACCGCGAGAGUGGGCAGACGUAGCCUUGUGCUGAGCCGACACCUGAAGGAGCUGAAAGCGACAGCAGUAUCUCCCAAAAGCCCGAAAUUCACCGUCGGAAAGGGCAAUCCCAAAGCUCGCGUGCCACGUCUGCCCUUGGGCAAAGCUUCUGUCGGCCAACCGAUUCCUGGAAGGUUUCCCAAAUCUCCGACGAGAUACCUAACGCGUCCUAGACGGGCAACGAACGCCUCGUCGACUGCGAGAUCGUCCUAUUACGAAUCUGCAGAUGAGGAACCUGCUUCCCCAGCCGAUCGACAACAUCCGACCCAGGAUGCUGUAGAACAUCAUCAUCCAAUUUCGACCCACUACGACGGCGCCAACUUUGACUUCAUCGAGGUGGGACCACCUCCGCUUCCAAUCCGUGCGGAAGAAGUAGUCAAAUUGGGACGGUCAGCUUCAUCCGUCAACAAGCAUACGAUGCCAAGAAUGCCUCCUCGAGCUUUUGUGGAAGCAGGCGGAGGUCGCGUGAUGAAGGCUGAACCAGACGACGAGUUCAGAAAAGACUCGCUCGACUCUCUCACUUCAACGAGCCAGCCCGGCAUCAACGCGUCGCGAGGCGAAGGGCACAUCAUCAUCCACGAAGCCGACGGCAAAAAGAACAAAGCUUCGCAGUACCCAAUCGCUCGACAAUGGGCCAGCGAAUGGAAUCGCGAUCGCCUAUUGCGCGACGAUACCGACGACGACAUUUCGACAAGAAAGAGACCACUGAACAUUCCUGCUGGUCGUUCGUUGAAGAGCAGAGCUCAGCAGACCUCGCAAGUCGCAACAUACCGUACCGAUGCUUGGGCUCCCAAGAGCAGGAGACACAUCCCAUCGAGCGGUCCACCCAUCUGA